AUGAUCCAGGAGUGUGGACAGGAUGUGAUGAGAACAUUUGUUGAGAAAGGGGAAGAACACAGAAGAUUCAGUGGCAGAACCAGUGCUAAUGGAGUUUGGGGGAACAAGGUCAUGCAGGACAACUUCCUGGCAGCACAGUAUGCUCCUUUAGAUGGGAAGGGAGACUCAGGGGAAUCUUUAACAGAAAAUGGAAGAGGUGAGAAACCACAGAUGCUGGCUCCACACAGCAAAGGAUUCAUAUGUACCUUCCUUGGCCCCAUCUGCGCCAUCUUCUCUAUUAAUUUGGUUUUCUUUCUGAUGAACUUCUGUAUUGUGAAAAACAAGCUCUCCUCACUCAACAGCGACGUGUUCACCCUCCAGAACACAAGGAUGCUGACAUUUAAAGCCACAGCUCAGCUGCUCAUCUUGGGCUGCACGUGGUGUCUGAGCAUCCUGCAGGUGGGUCCAGCUGCCCAUGCCAUGGCUUAUCUCUUCACUAUCAUCAACAGCCUGCAGGGCAUCUACAUCUUCCUGGUGUACUGCAUUCUCAGUCAGCAGGUCCAGGAGCAAUACAAGAAAUGCUUCAAAGGGAUCAGGAAAAUGAAAGCUGAGUCUAAGAAGUACAUGCUCUCAAGCGGGACCGUAUCUGAUGCCUCCAAACACAAUGUGAACAUCCACUUUGUGUGA
This is a messenger RNA of Lontra canadensis (Northern American river otter), 666 nucleotides long. RefSeq names its product adhesion G protein-coupled receptor E2-like. Bases 1 to 666 code for a protein of 221 amino acids. Gene Ontology annotation, biological process: cell surface receptor signaling pathway; adenylate cyclase-activating G protein-coupled receptor signaling pathway. Gene Ontology annotation, cellular component: membrane. Lineage: Eukaryota; Metazoa; Chordata; Mammalia; Carnivora; Mustelidae. The record is from RefSeq and is a predicted model, not a curated record. The transcript has 7 exons. Gene Ontology annotation, molecular function: G protein-coupled receptor activity.